AUGUAUGCAAAUCUAUUUCUUUUCUUAUAUAAGGCAAAGCUUGCAUUGGACAGCCUUGAGGUUCCAGUUGGCUGUGUGAUUGUUGAGGAUGGGAAUGUUAUUGCGGCAGGAAGAAACCAGACUAACAAGACACAGAAUGCAACCAGACAUGCAGAGAUGGAAGCUCUUGAUGUUCUUCUUGUACAGUGGCAGAGGACUAGAUUUACGGCUGCAGAAGUUGCAGAGAAGUUUUCAGCAUGCUCCCUUUACAUGACACGUGAACCGUGCAUAAUGUGUGCAGCAGCAUUAUCGAUCAUUGGUAUAAAGGAAGUAUAUUAUGUUUGUGCAAAUGAUAAAGUUGGAGGCUGUGGCUCAACAUUGUCUUUGCAUUCAAGUAGCUCGAGGCAUGUGUUAGGUCAGUUCCUGAACUUGCUUUUGCUGCUGGUGUUGUAUCUACAUAGCUUUACUUUGAAAUUGUGCCAUAUGACAAUUGACAAAUAA
Eucalyptus grandis is the source of this 480-nucleotide messenger RNA. Its product is annotated as tRNA-specific adenosine deaminase TAD2-like. The record is from RefSeq and is a predicted model, not a curated record. The transcript has 5 exons. Gene Ontology annotation, molecular function: tRNA-specific adenosine-34 deaminase activity; zinc ion binding. NCBI's taxonomy places the organism in Eukaryota, Viridiplantae, Streptophyta, Magnoliopsida, Myrtales, Myrtaceae. Gene Ontology annotation, biological process: tRNA wobble adenosine to inosine editing. The coding region runs from base 1 to 480 and encodes 159 amino acids.